CUACCUUCCCCGUUUGUAUCGAUAACCUACUACUUCAUUUUGGUUUUCUAGGGUUUUGGUUUUUGCGACACGAUGAGUCGUCAUCCUGAGGUGAAGUGGGCACAGAGGCUGGACAAGGUUUAUAUUACUGUGUUAUUGGCAGAUUCAACGAAUGCAAAAGUCAACCUUGAACCAGAUGGAAUUUUCACUUUCUCUGCUACUGCGGGGGCAGAAAACCACCUUUUUGAACUGAAGAUGGAUCUCUAUGAUAAGGUGAAUGUGGAGGAAAGCAAAAUAAACAUUGGUGCCAGGAGCAUAUUCUGUGUUGUUGAAAAAGCAGAGAGUGGGUGGUGGGAUAAGCUAUUGCGUGGGGCUGACAAGACACCACAUUAUGUGAAAAUCGAUUGGGACAAAUGGGUUGAUGAAGAUGAUGACAGUGGUUCUGCUCCUGCUGACUUGGAUAUGGGAGGGAUGGACUUCUCGAAAUUUGCUAGUAUGGAAGGAAUGGGCGAUGAUGCCAUGGGUGACGAUUUUGAAGAAAGCGAUGAUGAAGAUCAAGAAGUGGGAAAACCAGGAGAAAAAGUGGAGGGAAAGCAAGAAGAAACUACAGAGGGGAAGAAAGAAGCAACUUCAAGCACAUGAGGUUUAUCUAGG
Telopea speciosissima is the source of this 633-nucleotide messenger RNA. RefSeq lists its product as uncharacterized. The transcript is spliced from 7 exons. Gene Ontology annotation, molecular function: Hsp90 protein binding; protein-folding chaperone binding. Gene Ontology annotation, cellular component: cytosol; nucleus. Lineage: Eukaryota; Viridiplantae; Streptophyta; Magnoliopsida; Proteales; Proteaceae. Bases 73 to 621 code for a protein of 182 amino acids. Gene Ontology annotation, biological process: protein folding; chaperone-mediated protein complex assembly. The record is from RefSeq and is a predicted model, not a curated record.